CGAUCUUUGUCUCUCCUACACCACACUGGCUAGCUCUGAGCACUGUCCAUAUACACUGCAAAUCACGCUCUACGCUGACCGGGCAUCUCGCGCGCAUCACUACAUCACCCCACCCUGCUGGCAUUCACGUGCGAGCGAACGCCGAUCCAAAACACCCAGCCACCACACAUCGCCCACGCAAUCAUGACCGCACACUCUCCGCUACACUCGCCCUCGUCGCACUCUGAGCGACCAAAGGGCAUCUUGAAGAACUCCGGCUCAUACCGAUCGAACUCGCAGAGCUCGUCGUCCGGCGAUGCUGCACCCGCUGUCAGCCCCGCCGCCGAGCGCCCCCAUCUUGGUCGCGAAAAGUCUGAGAAGGAAAUCGUGCUCGAGAACACACUGCACAAUGCUGGUCAAGGUCACCGCCGCUCGUCCUCAAACCCCCGCGGCUCCACAUCACGACGUCAAUCGGGCGCCAGUCCCCAUCUGGAUGAGAAUAGCCCCCAGCUCAAGUGGGAUGAGGCCAACCUCUACAUAAACGAGCAGAAUCGCGACAGCACGAUGAAGAUUGACGAGCCCAAGACACCCUACGCCAAGCAGUACGACCCUGCUGAGGACGAGGAGGAGGUUGAGAUGCUCGAUGCUAGGGACCUGAAUGUCGACGAAUUGGACGCGAAGCCGAAGCGGAAGAACAAGGUUGAGGACAUUCCCGAGUUUGAUCUUGGUGAACCUGAGCUGCGGGCGCGUCGAGAGUCUCAGACACCUGAGAGCGAGAAGCGAGUGCUAGUAGAUCCUGAGGAGGACAAGGGCUACCACGGCGAGCUGCCUCCAAACGCCACGCAGGAGGAAAAGGAGAAGCACCGCAAGUUUGAGGAGUUGCGAAAGAAGCACUACGAGAUGAGAAACGUCAAGGAUCUGCUUGGCCACACCGAAGAGGAUGAUGACGAUGAUCAGGUACCACCGCCCAUGCCCAACGGUCAGCGCCCAUCGUAGCGGCAGAAUCGAUUCGCCAGAUUGGUGGAUCCUGAUGAGACUGACGAAUGAACGCUUCUGAUUACGAUUGCUAUGGACAGUUUGGCGGCAUAUCGGUGGAGUUAUCGGAGGU
This is a messenger RNA of Macroventuria anomochaeta, 1087 nucleotides long. RefSeq lists its product as uncharacterized. The coding region runs from base 184 to 975 and encodes 263 amino acids. The transcript is spliced from 3 exons. Gene Ontology annotation, molecular function: protein phosphatase inhibitor activity. The record is from RefSeq and is a predicted model, not a curated record. NCBI's taxonomy places the organism in Eukaryota, Fungi, Ascomycota, Dothideomycetes, Pleosporales, Didymellaceae. Gene Ontology annotation, biological process: regulation of signal transduction.